AUGAACAAACAGGCCAGAACAGCUCGAGGACCUAAGCCGACAAAGGCUUGUGCCUCGGGCCAACGUAUGUUUUACAUUGUCACUUUGGAACGCAGACUACAUGUACAACCCUUGGAUGUCCAUUUAUACUUACCAGCUGUCAAGGCCUCUGCACUUCAUGAUUUGCUUGAACUUGAAGAGGCAGACUUGCUCAACAUACAUCCCGCAAUGCGUGACCAUCAAUCUGUUUUGGACCGAUUAGAUCGAAUUGAAACUGUCUUGGGCAUAGACCGAGAUGCUCAAGAGGACUCCGUUGUUUCUCCAGCCUCACCAGGAGAGAAAGAUUGCCAACAAAUAUCUAUACAAGGAGCAUGGAGCGCUAUUACUCACCUAAAGUCUAUUACUCGCCCAGCACAGGAGGAGGCUAUUUGGUCGAAACCAAAUGUCAAGUGCCUUUGGACCUCAUUUCUCAACAAUCUACCACUCCUUCACUUCCUAAAAGAUCGAGAUGCCUUUGAUUCUCCGACCCCACUAUUACUAGCUUCUGUCCUCUACAUCUCCGCCCUCCACCACAAAUCAUCCGAGAUGGCAUCCUUAGAAGCGGGCUAUUUUACGGCAAUUUGCUGCGCAAUAGCCGAACUGGCAUCUUCAAGUUCAAACCCGAGUCCUGUUUCUAUGACAGAAAAGAAAUCACCAGAUGUUCUGAAGCGCGAAGCAUUUCAUAAUAUCCUUGGUUUGAUCAUGGCAAGUCUAAGCUCCGAAGCUUAUGUUGCAACGACCGGCCUAUGGAUCGCAAUGGGAUACCGGCUCUGGUUAGAUCACUGUCCCUUGGAUCUGGAAGCCUCAACACUAGAUUGGCGUGGUUUGUUCUCCGGCCUUCAAGUCAUAGAUAUUGAACAUGCAUCAAUACACAUGUCCUAUCCUCUCAUUCCCCGCCAACCACUGACCCCUGGUAUCCAGCGUCUAGACAGCCACCAAGGAAAUGCUUUUCAAGGUCUGGCCGAAAUGAUGCACUUCGGCCUCAGCCACUUUGUGGGGAGAGGUCUACCGACAAUUUGGUGCUCAAUAAAUGCAGAGAUAUCUGACUAUACCCCGGUCGUUCAGAGUCCUUUUACAGAGCGGGACUCUGAGAUUAUUCGUCUUUGGGCUCGAAAGCUUGAUGACUGGCUUGUUCGGUAUAAUGGGGCAUCCCAACCAUCUCCAUCCGAUAAACAGGGCAUUUUGAUCUUGUUGCAAUACCAUUUGCACAAACUUUAUGUAUUGUCUAUAUAUCAUCCUGCCCGAGGAUUCAAUAUUAGCUCAGCAAACAUUAGUCCCGUGGAAAGACAUGAGCUGCUGGUAUCAGCACGAGCAGUAUUAAGACUGCGCCAAGAUGAUGCCAGCAUUUGGUCGAAUUGGGAUCUGAUAAUGAUAACAUGGGCUGCUAUUCUGCUUUUACGUGGGGUAGAAGAUGGCAUGACACACCAAGACGACCUGCACCUCAUUCACGUCCACCUUCAAAGUCUAGAGCGUAGUUCUCAAUCAACGGCAAGUAUACACACUGUUCUUUCACAGCGCCUCGAAUACAGCGUGCAGGCCAUGCAUACCCCACCAGACACAAGCUCUGCAUUGGUGUUCCCGGGUCCUAGUGCCGAUGAUUCUUGGACGAUCUUUGAUCAUGAAAUCAUGUCCCUUGCAAACCCGCCUUGGUUGUUCGAGGACUCUACCCCGUUCUCACAUAAUCAAAAAUCACUUGGUCAGGUGCCCGCCGGCCUACCUGUCCCCUACGCGGGCUUACUAGACAACAGUGCCCAGUCCUUUGGAGUGAACGCAGUUUGGAAUGACGCAGAUUAA
Penicillium longicatenatum is the source of this 1812-nucleotide messenger RNA. RefSeq names its product fungal specific transcription factor domain-containing protein. The record is from RefSeq and is a predicted model, not a curated record. The transcript is spliced from 7 exons. Bases 1 to 1812 code for a protein of 603 amino acids. Lineage: Eukaryota; Fungi; Ascomycota; Eurotiomycetes; Eurotiales; Aspergillaceae.